This is a messenger RNA of Mesocricetus auratus (golden hamster), 1321 nucleotides long. RefSeq names its product motile sperm domain containing 3 (gene Mospd3). NCBI's taxonomy places the organism in Eukaryota, Metazoa, Chordata, Mammalia, Rodentia, Cricetidae. The transcript is spliced from 5 exons. Gene Ontology annotation, cellular component: cytoplasm. The record is from RefSeq and is a predicted model, not a curated record. The coding region runs from base 462 to 1169 and encodes 235 amino acids.
CGGCCAUUCGGAGGUGGAGUGCCGGAGAGGGCACGGGCCGGCUUGAGUAGAUGGGCCGCAGACAGCGCGGCGGCCUGGAGAGCAGGAGGACUCAAAGGACGGAGUCCGUCCGGAGACCCGGAGCGGGAACGCCCGGAAGGGGCGGGGCUUGCCCACCGUAUCGGAAGGCCCGGAUGGGGAAGCGACUGGGCGGGCCAGAGUUCAGCUGAGUGGGCGUGGCCGUCGCGGUGCGGUCUGGGGGCGGGGCCUCCAGGCCGCCGGGGCCGGGCUGCAGGGGGCGAGGCUGCGGGGCCCGGGCCUGGGGCUGCGAGGUGCACACCCGGCGGGGAGCCGCGACGGCAGGCCGGGCUCUGCCGCGGCCUCACCCGUGCUCUCUCCCCCCUCGCGCCGCCGGCCCUAGAUCCAAGGCCCCCUGAGCCUCCCGAGCUCUGCCCUCGGAUGUCCGACCGCCCAGAGCCUGCAUGCGCCGUGGGGCGCCCCAGGACCAGGAGCUGGUGGGUCCCGGGGCCCCUGGGCGGGGGCCGCGGGGCUCCCCUUCCUCCCCAGGACCCGUCGUCCCGGUGCUCGUCUUUCCUCCGGAUCUAGUAUUCAGGGCGGACCAAAGGAGUGGACCCCGGCAGCUGCUGACCCUCUACAACCCCACGGGAACCGCGCUUCGCUUCCGAGUUCUGUGUACAGCGCCCGCCAAGUACACGGUGUUCGAUGCGGAAGGCUACGUGAAGCCGCAGUCUUGCAUUGACAUUGUGAUACGGCACGUGGCCCCCGUCCCCAGCCACUAUGAUGUCCAGGACCGAUUCCGAAUUGAGCUGUCAGAGGAGGGGGCUGAGGGACGUGUGGUUGGACGAAAAGACAUCACCUCUGUUCUUCGGGCCCCAGCCUACCCCCUGGAGCUUCAAGGACAUUCUGAGCCAACACCCAACCCAGCGCCUCCUGCGUGGACAGGACCAACCCCAGCCAGACACCUGCAGGAGAAUGCCCGCCAGCAGCUGGCCACCAGCUCCUUCCUGCUCUUCUUGCUGACAGGCGUCAUCUCUGUGGCCUUCCUGCUACUGCCGCUGCAGGACGAGCUUGGCAGCCAGCUGCCUCGAGUCCUGCACGUGUCCCUAGGACAGAAGCUGGUGGCAGCCUACGUCCUAGGCCUCCUCACCAUGGUGUUCCUCCGGACCUGAGCUCUCAGCUGCACCCACCCACCCUCCUUGCAGGCAGGACCUGAGGCAGCCGCUGUGACGUUUGCCCUUCUCCCAGCCGUCAGGUGUCAUCCCUCCCCCCCAGGGAUUUAUAGUCAUUUUCCAAGUUGAAUAAAAUAAGUUUUAAAAAUCAA